AGCUCAGUUAACUUCGAAUCUAGUUUGAUCGGGCGGCCUGGCUUGGACCGCGUCGUGAACUUCUGUGAACUAAAGCGGCCCAAAGAAAAACCAGUUAUUAGUCAACUUUCAUUCAAAGCAGACGUUAACAGUGCUCGGAGCGGAUAGAGACGCGGGCAAAGAGUCAACGGCCGACUUCUGUGAUUUUUCUCAAUAACUACAAUGCAUAAUCAUAUGUAUGCAUACUAUAAUAUGAAAUCAUAAUUAUUAUGCUGUGGAAAAUAUAUUGUAAGUGAAUGCGAAGUGAAAACUUAUAAACGCAAGACGCUCACGCCAUAUACAUGUUUCACGUAUGCAUGUGUAUCUAAAAAAAAAUAAUCAUCUAGUGUGUGCAUAAAUUAAUCGCUGCUUAUGCCACAAAAACAACUGUGAAGCCCCGAGCUAAUGAACAUGAGCAACAACUUCAGGAGCAGGAACCACAUCGCCAACAUCGGUAACGUCGCCAGCUGCCACCAGCGCACAAUGUUGGGCCGAAAGUCAUUGUUCGGAGUUUUGAGAGGAGCGACGGCCAUGUCUUUUUCGCAUCCAAUGCCCCUCAUUAUACUGCUGGCGUUGUGCACAGCCGGAAAUUGCCAAAUUUGUGGUCCUCCGGCAGUGCCGCUGAAUUCCAAAGUACGAACAGUGCCCGGAAACUCUGGAAUUGCAGAAGCGCACUACGAGUGCGACGCCGGCUACGAGCUAUUCGGGCCAACUUCGAUAAAGUGCGACGAUCGAACGGGAUGGGAAAGGGAUCUUCCCUUCUGCGGAGUUAACGUGGCGUACCGCAAGCCUGUCAACCAGAGCUCCUACACUCGCAGUGGUCCUGCGAGCUACGCCAAUGACGGCCAGCCUGGCAAUAAGAAUCCCGAUGGCCAAGAGUGCUCGGAGACGCAAAAGGAGCCGUCACCCUGGUGGCGUGUUGACCUUCUCACACCACAGGCGGUGCAUGUUGUGCGGAUCACAACGCGCGGAUGCUGCGGGCACCAACCGUUGCAGGAUCUCGAGAUCCGCGUGGGUAAUAGCAGCGCUGACUUGCAGCGGAAUCCCUUGUGCGCCUGGUAUCCCGGAACCUUAGAUGAGGGCGUCGUGAAGACAUUUACGUGUGCCCGGCCACUGGUCGGCCAAUUUGUGGUCAUCCAGCUGGUAGGCGUCGAGGGCAGUCUAAGUCUGUGCGAGGUGGAGACGUUUACUAAUGACGAGUUCUCCGUGGACCGCUGCUUGAGCCCCACGCUUGGAGUAGACACUGUGGUGACAACAUUCUCAAAAACCUGCUACGACUUCCACAUUACAAAAGGAGAGAGUUUUGAAAGAGCACAAGCCAUUUGCAAGAAAACUGGUGGCGACUUGGCUUACGAUUUUAGAGGCGCCACCAGCCAGUACAUUUUGUCUGAGCUGGAGCGUCGCAAGACUGAACUGAAGCCUCAGCUCGUAUGGAUCGGAGCUCAGAAAGAGCCUGGCAUCACAUCUCGGACCUGGAAAUGGGUCAACGGCGAAGUGGUACAAAAGCCCACUUGGGGCAAGGACCAGCCAAACAACUACAAUGGAGAACAGAACUGUGUGGUGUUGGAUGGAGGUCGCAACUGGCUGUGGAACGAUGUCGGUUGCAACUUGGACUACCUGCACUUUAUCUGCCAACACUCUCCAUUUUCUUGCGGCUCCCCGGAUGUCAAGCAAAACACCACUGUCAUGGGCAAGAAAUUCACUCUGGGGGAGAAAAUCCAAUACGCCUGCCCCAAGGGCCACUCAUUGCUCGGUCAAGCGGAACGGACAUGCAGACUCGAUGGAACUUGGAGCGGUUUGGCGCCGACCUGCAAAUAUGUUGACUGUGGAGAGCUGCCAGAGCUAAAGUACGGGUCCAUUCACUUGUCGGAGGAGCGCACCAGCUUUGACGUGGUGGCCACGUAUAGCUGUCACGAAAACUAUACGUUGAUUGGCAAUGAAAACCGAACUUGCGACGUGAAUGGGUGGAGUGGCAAGCAGCCUGAAUGCCUGGUGGACUGGUGUCCAGACCCACAGCGCAUUACUGGAGGCAACGUGCAUUUCAACGAUAAGCGGGCUGGGUCCACGGCCACCUACGAGUGUGAUCUGGGUUAUGUACUUGUUGGUGAGGCGAUUAUCUCUUGUGGACUGGGAGGCGAGUGGUCAAGCAAAACUCCGUCCUGUCGAUUUGUGGACUGUGGAGCUCCAGCACGUCCAGACCGAGGCAGCUCCGUUCUUUUAAACAGCACUACAACUGUUGGGUCGGUGGUCAAGUACGAGUGCGAUGAGGACCACUGGCUCGACGGGCCGUCGGAGCUUUACUGCACCAGGGACGGAAAAUGGUCAGGCGAAGCCCCUGUCUGCGAACUAGUCACAUGCGAAAUGCCCCCGGUGCCACCCGGCUCAUACGUCGUGGGCUAUGACUACAAUGUCCACUCGAAGAUCAAGUACUCCUGCGAUCCCGGACACAUCAUGCAUGGUAUCUCGGAUUUGGAGUGCCUCGAUAGCGGCGAAUGGAGCACAGAUGCUCCCAUUUGCGAAUACAUUGACUGCGGCCCGAUCUUACCCAUUCCGUAUGGCGGCCACAAAUAUGUAACCAACAGCACCUACGUGGGCUCCGAGGUAGUCUUCAGUUGCACCCAGUCUCAUAAGCUCAGCGGCGUGGUGAAGCGUCAAUGCUUGGAGUCGGGUGUCUGGAGUGACGCCUCUCCAAAGUGCGAAGAAAUUCGCUGCCCGGAGCCUAAACUAGCAGCUCACAGUUUGCUUUCCGUAACCGGUAACGAUCGCAUGUAUGGUCGCACACUCAUUCGCACCUCGGAAUCUUCUCAAAAUACAGCUCAAACAUACAAAAUUGGUGCUUUGGCUAAGUAUCGCUGCGAACGAGGAUAUAAAAUGGUGGGCGAAGCUCUGGCCACUUGCAUGGAUAGUGGUCAAUGGAGCGGCGCAAUUCCGGAGUGUGUGUACGUUGAAUGCGGGGCACCGGAGAACAUUACCAACGGAAAGGCGAAUCUGGCCACCAAUGCUACCUACUACGGAGCAGCCGUGCUCUAUGAAUGCAACGUGAACUUCAAGCUUAAUGGAGUGUCCCGCCGCCUGUGUACCGAGCACGGAAACUGGAGUCAUGAGACACCAGAGUGCGUGGAGGUUGUGUGUGACAUGCCCAAUAUCAAUGAAAACCUGAUCGUCGAGGCUGGAACUCGAGCCGUGGGGUCUGUGGCGACCUUUAAGUGUGCCAAGGGUCGUAUCAUGGUCGGAAACGACACCCGCGUCUGCCAGAAAAAUGGAAAAUGGGCUGGAAAGAAUCCAACUUGCAGACCUGUCGAUUGCGGACGUCCACUAGCAAUCGAGAAUGGACGAGUAAUUGUGGUCAACGACUCCACCCUGUACGGUGGCUCCGCGGAGUACCAUUGUAUACCGAACUACAACCGGAUAGGGCAAUACCUGCGCAAGUGCACCGACGACGGGGCUUGGAGUGGCAAGCAGCCCCGAUGCGAAUUGGCUACCGUUGAGGGCCAAGAGAGCUCCGACCUGAGCACUGGCGUGGGCAUUGGGGCGACUAUCAUUGUGGCGUUGCUGGUUGUGUUCGGUUUUAUAUUUCUCUACCGCAACAAAGCCCGACCUGUCAAGAAUACUGAAAACGUGCAGGCAGCCGAGACGAAGGACGAGCGAAAUGCUGCCGUCAUGUCGUACUCUACCCUGGAGGCCAACAAUCGGAUGCACAUGGAUAACAACACCUCGGCUACAUUCAACACGUUCCACGGCGUUGACGGUCGUGGCAAUAAUGCCGCUUAUUCAGCGGCUGGUGGCGAAAGACUGAACAACAACCGAUCUGAGAACAUCUACGAUCAGAUCCCAAAUGAACAGUUUUACGAUGCUCCUUACGAAAUGCGGACUAACGACGAGGUUUAUGAACCCGAACCGGUGGCCAGUAACGUUAUUACCAUCAACGGGAUAUCCGUUAGAUAGGGUUCCAUAAGGCCUGUCAUUAGAUUAUUGUUAUGCGAGUUAUGAGACUCUAACGAAUGAUCAGAUAGGUCGACAGAGCUGUGGGCUCAUCAAAUUAUGUACCUACCAGAAAUCAUUCUUAUAUUCUUAAUGUGCAUAGCUUUGAAAAAGUUAUAAAUGAUCAAUUGAACAAUAUUGAUGUUUCUAAUAUUUAUUAUAUUAUUCUUUUCAUAUUUUGAUCAGUCCCAACAAAAACAUCAACAACAAAACAACAACAAAAACAUAGCAACAUUUCUAUACGAUUUCCUUUAUAUGUACUACCACUAAAUGCAGACGAUAUUAAAAUCACUUACAUAUAUUUACUUUAAUGUAUAACCUUAUUAAUGCAAAGGUUUCUUUUUUAUGAAAUUUUCAAUUUACAUGAAUUAAAGCACACGGGCGUGCGACCUAAAGAAAAUUAUUCAUGCUUAGUCUUCUGUUAACGUUAGUUUUGUACGCUUAAGUGUAUAUAGUUAUUGUUUAAGAAAGGAAAUUAGUUACUCGUAGUUUUGCUUGUAAAGAUGUAUGACAGCUUCAUGUACCUAACAAGUACUUUAAUCUAAACUUGAAAUCGACUGCAAAGCGAAAAUCAAUAAAAAUUCUGCCAAAUACA
Drosophila ananassae is the source of this 4594-nucleotide messenger RNA. It is a transcript of the gene fw, whose product is annotated as CUB and sushi domain-containing protein 3. The transcript has 15 exons. NCBI's taxonomy places the organism in Eukaryota, Metazoa, Arthropoda, Insecta, Diptera, Drosophilidae. The coding region runs from base 424 to 3963 and encodes 1179 amino acids. The record is from RefSeq and is a predicted model, not a curated record.